Molecule: messenger RNA, 432 nt
Organism: Arachis stenosperma
Lineage: Eukaryota; Viridiplantae; Streptophyta; Magnoliopsida; Fabales; Fabaceae
Exons: 2
Coding region: 1-432 (143 amino acids)
Source: RefSeq, a predicted model, not a curated record
AUGGAAGGAUUAACUCAAACCAAAGAUGGAACCAAGCUCCUCAAGCUCAACCCAACCAAAACACGCAAGCCUACUAUCCUCAACAUCCCCAAGGUCAACCACAAUACCAACAACCCUACCAAUAAUCCUACCAACAACCACCACAAUCUCAACCUCAAGCGAGGUAUCAACACCCAAAUAGGAAGCAUCAAUGCCAUUACCCUUAGGAGUGGCAACAAGUUAGACAAGAUUGGUGUUGUGCCUACAAAGUUGAGUGAGGAGAUAAACAAUGAAGAGGUAGGAUAUCAAGUGGAGGUGAUGAGGGAUGAGGAUAAAAAUAUUGACAAAGACGAAGAAGAACCACUCAAGGUCAAGGAGCCAAAGAGGAAGAAUCUGCUUGAAGAGCCUAUGCCCAUUCUAUUUCCAACUUUGGCCAAGAAGGCUAAAAAAUAA